Durotheca rogersii is the source of this 1447-nucleotide messenger RNA. Its product is annotated as endo alpha-1,4 polygalactosaminidase precursor. NCBI's taxonomy places the organism in Eukaryota, Fungi, Ascomycota, Sordariomycetes, Xylariales, Xylariaceae. The transcript is spliced from 2 exons. Bases 172 to 1152 code for a protein of 326 amino acids. The record is from RefSeq and is a predicted model, not a curated record.
UCGAGGCACAAUACCAGGGAGGAGGGUCUGAGACAUAGCCUUGUGGGGCGGCAUUGACGAGAGGGAAGAGACGAGAUGAAUACACAGAGCACGCUUUAGGAGUGGUAUAAGCGAGACGGGAGCGUAGAGGGAGUAUUAAAACGCUCGUCGCCGACGGCACAAGUCGAUCCGAUGGAGGGACCAACACCAUCAGGCUUUCGGUCCAGACUCAAAGCACUACCCAAGAAGAACGUCAUCAUCAUCGCCACCAUCACGAUGCUCAGCACAGCCGGACUCACCAUCGGCCUCGCGGUCGGCCUGUGCGCGGGGAGGUGCACGGCGCGCGGCGCGGACGAGGCCCGGGCCAACGCGUUGUGGCAGCCGGCGGUGGGCACGCAGUGGCAGAUCGUGCUGCAAGACAGCAUCUCGGUGGGGGCGGCGGCGACGCCCGACGUGCCCGUCUUCGACAUCGACCUGUACACGAACACGGACGACGGCGCCAACGCGGAGCGCGUCAUCGGCCGCCUCCACGCGCUCGGCAAGAGGGUCAUCUGCUACUUCAGCGCCGGCACCUACGAGCCCUACCGCCCGGACUCGAACCGCUACCGCGAGGCCGACCUCGGCGCCGCCCUCCCCGACUGGCCCGACGAGCGCUGGGUCGACAUCCGCGGCGACAACGUGCGCAGCAUCAUCCUGGGCCGCAUCGAGCUGGCCGCGAGCGUCGGCUGCGACGCCAUCGACCCCGACAACAUGGACGGAUACAGCAACGAGAACGGCGGCGGUUUCUCCCCGCCGCUGACGGAGCAGGACUCGAUAGACCUAACGCGGUGGAUGGCGUCGGAGGCGGCGAGCCGGGGGUUGGCGACGGGGCUGAAGAACGCGCUGUCGAUCAUCCCGGACGUGGUGGACGUGGUGCAGUUCGCGGUCAACGAGGAGUGCUCCGACUGGAGCGAGUGCGCUGAGAUGCAGCCCUUCAUCGCCGCCGGCAAGCCCGUCUUCCACAUCGAGUACCCCGACGGCGCCGGCACGAGCAGCGGCCUCUCCGCCGCCGUGCGCCGCCGCCACUGCGAGGCCACCGGCACCACCGGCUUCUCCACCGUCCUCAAGACCUACGACCUCGACGGCUGGGUCCAGUACUGCGACGGCGCCAUCUUCACCACGCCGACGGCGUAGGCGAGGGCUGGGAAAGGAUCAGGCGAAGGAUGCCGGCAAAAUUUGACGCUCGAUCUUAUGCUUACUUGUAUAUAUGUGUGUAUUUACGUGUACUUCAUUUCGUCUCACGGCCACUGCUUCGACCGCCCUAGGGAGCUCGGUCUCUAGCGAAAGGAGGCGCUAAGGCCAUGAAAACAAUAGAACGAUCGCGUGUUUGGGGGCAGGGACAAGAUUGUUCCCGAUUGACAGGUGACAGGUUAUAACGGUUGAGCAGCUGAAAUUCGUGCCUUAUACCGACUAGUUUCGUCGUUUUCUU